This is a messenger RNA of Tribolium madens (black flour beetle), 2878 nucleotides long. Its product is annotated as SID1 transmembrane family member 1-like. The transcript has 8 exons. Lineage: Eukaryota; Metazoa; Arthropoda; Insecta; Coleoptera; Tenebrionidae. Gene Ontology annotation, cellular component: membrane. Bases 630 to 2870 code for a protein of 746 amino acids. The record is from RefSeq and is a predicted model, not a curated record.
UUGUGUUUGAAAUAAAAGUUUGGUGUGACGGGUUUAAUCGUGUUUUUGUUCGUCGUUUCCAUACCAAGAGGAUCCCAUAAGAAGUAGCGACUUAUUCUGAAUUUACCGCUUAAAUGUGUAAUCAGUGCGCAAGUUAAAAGUUGUUUUUCGAAUCAGCUGAUACCAUAGCCGUCUCAUUGUUUGAAAUGAAAGUGAUAAUUUGUUCUGUGGUGAUUAUUGAUUACUAGGAGAGAAAAACAACUUCACAACUUUUCAAUAAACUAAAUAAUGGUAUCUUUUACUGCUAGUAGUGCAAAAAGAAUUAUUAAUUACAUUACUGUGACAAACUAUUAAUUCAUAGGCCUUUUUCAUUUAUUCACUAUUUUCAAUUUAUCAAUAAUUAAAAAAAAACUGUUCUGAAAUACUGAAUUUUAGUUUGUAUUUCCCUGAACUAGUGUAUUUAUAAAUAGAGGAUAACAUGUGUGUGUGUGUGAAUGAAUUCCUACUUUUAUCAUUCUCAUUGAUCACAAAAGCGCAGGGUAAAAAGUUGUUUUCUUUGUGAUAACUGUGCCUCUGGUUUAAUUAAACACCAAUGUUAAAAUUGCAAGAUAGAAUGUAAUGAAAUAUUUGUAUGAAAUAAUCUCGCAACCAUGGUUAAAAGUUGGUUCUUUGUGGUAACUGUGCCUUUGGUUCUGUGUUCAGAACCCAACAUUGUUGUGGUACCGAAAUUUGGGAGUGUGUCACAAGUGAUGGAAUUCACAUUGAAUAACACCAUCAAAUAUUUGCUUCUUUUCCACCCUGAUAACACCUCCAAUCCUUACUCCAUCAAAGCUUGGAGUGAUUCAUCGUCACAAUAUAACCCAAUUUUGAUCGUUGUUAAUCAAGGAAUGGACACUUUGUCAUGGUCGGUACCAUUUUCCAUCAAUCAAACCGAAGUUUACUAUAACACUUCCCGGACUUUGUGCGACUCAAAUAUCAAAAAUUUUACUAUCACUUUAUCAACUUUGUCACCAAAUAACACAAAAGUGUCGGUUUUUGUCACAGAGGAACGUUUUUUUCACAUAGUGAAUGGCAAAACGCACACUAUUGAAAUUUUACCGAGCGAACCUCGAUAUUUUUCCUACGACUACGUCCCUAAGAGUAACACUUCUAUUGUUACUAUAGAAAUUGACUCUGACGAUGAGACUUGUCUGAAGGUUUCAGUUCAGAAACAUGAAGUAAGUGCAGCUUUGGUGAAAUUGUGGUUAGAUUUACUUUUUCAGUGUCCAGUKRUGGACUCGAAUAAUUURAUCAAUUAUCAAGGUUUCCACCAGACGAUUCUGACAAAAGGCGGCAUGAGGAUUAGAAAAAAAUACUACCCUGGUGGUUUCUUUCUCCUGUUUCUUGUAGUUGAAGAUGAAAUGUGUAACAAAAAAUAUCGGCCAUUUCUUCUCAAUCAGAAACAAUCCUCCAUAGUUCAUUUCACGGUUAUUGAAAAUAUAGAAAACAAACAUUAUUACCUGAAAUCAAUUUUUGGAGUUCUCGGUUGCCUUAUUGCAUUCAGUGCUGUUGCAAUUGGCACAUUUCUUGUUUUUGAAAAAUAUAGAAGAAAAAUUUGGGAAAAUAUUCAAGUAAUUUUGAUUAAUAUCAAUGAAGAGGAGCAAGAAAUUUGUGAAGAUACGGAUGAAAAUAAUCAGCAAAUUUCAACAAAUGCUGAUGAAGAAAAAGACGAGCAGUGUUUAGCCAAUUUUUCGCAAAAAAUCGAAAAGAACCAAAAACGAUCAAUGAACUAUCUGUGGCAAAURCUAAAUGUUGGUCUUUUUUACUUAAUUCCAGCCAUCCAACUUGUGGUCACACUUCAAUCACUUCUCAUCCAAACUGGAGAUUUCGACAUGUGUUACUACAAUUUCCGAUGRGCCAAUCCGCUUUGGAUUUUUUCAGAUUUUAAUCACGUUUUUUCAAACAUUGGGUAUAUCGUAGCGGGAAUUUUAUUUUGCUUCAAUGUCUUCUAUCGUCAUUUUUARUCACCACCAUUGAACAUCGGAGUACCAGCGAAUUAUGGUGUGUUUUACGCCAUGGGUGUUGCGUUAAUUAUCGAAGGUGUUUUGUCAGGGUGUUACCACUUGUGUCCCAAUGAACCAAAUUUCCAAUUUGAUACGAGUUUCAUGUAUGUCAUGGUUGUGCUGUGUUUGGUGAAGUUGUACCAAAAUCGACAUUCGGAUGUCACACCGACGGCUUAUACCACUUUUAGUAUACUGGGAGGAACGAUUUUGUGUGGCACACUUGGGAUUUUGUUCGAGAGCCAUUUCAUCGUUGUCGUUCUUGUAAGCAUCGUCUAUUUCGCAUUGUCGGUUUACUUAUUUUUGAACAUUUAUUCCUUCGGUGCUGCUCGUGAUGUUUUGCGACGUUUUUUUCGGCAAGACUACGAAGUCCAAAAUCCUGUCCAAACACCAAACAAAGCGCGUUGGUGGUUAUUGUUAAUUGCAAAAACCAUCAAUAUUUUGUUAUUCGCAGUGGGACUAACUCUGGUGCUCACACACAAAAUCGAUUUUGGGACUUUUCUUUUACUAAUUUUAGCAGGCAAUGCUAUACUAUACACUCUGAUGUAUACAAUCAUGAAGUUAAUUUAUUGUGAGUGUGGAUUAACUUCCAUUCAAGGAGUGAUUUAUGGGGUUCUAGCAGUGGCAACUUGGAUCCCAGCUGGAGUGUUCUUCUUCAACCAGAGCUCAAAAUGGACUGAAAGUCCAGCCCAAUCCCGCCAACUCAACCAACAAUGCAUCUUCGCGGACUUCUUCGACAGCCACGACCUCUGGCACUUUCUCAGCUCUUUAGCACUUUAUUUCACUUUCAUGUUCUUGUUAUGUAUCGACGACAACCUUUACGAAAGACGCACAAAUAUCCCUUUAUUCUAAAAUAAAUA